Molecule: messenger RNA, 3727 nt
Organism: Magallana angulata
Lineage: Eukaryota; Metazoa; Mollusca; Bivalvia; Ostreida; Ostreidae
Exons: 6
Coding region: 559-2232 (557 amino acids)
Source: RefSeq, a predicted model, not a curated record
UGUAUACUGUUAUUUUUUUACGCGGGAUAUAAAAGCCUCCGAUAAUCGUAUGACUAAUUCAGUUGGGUGCUUACGAACAAUUAGAUAACCGUUAAAUGAAUCCUUAAUGUGUCUUGCAUACAGCUUAUACUUAAAGCUGAGCCCACGUGUAGGGAAGGGGGCGGAGAGAACAAAAUUAGAAAGAAAAACAACCGUAUAAGAUUUUCAUUUGUGAACUUAUUGAUCCAGUAUUUUGAAAGGCGUUACCGAGCGAGGACGCAAUACGCGAACCGUUGUGAAAAUUCAUCAUAACUUUUCUACUAGUAUUGGAUUUUCGGAUAUCUCCGGAAUUUUCAUUCAUCCAUCGACCGAUAUUGAGAGAGCUUACGGCCCGUGUGUUUGAACCACUCAAAUCCCUGUUCGUGCCUCGGUGGUUUAAAGUGACUUCUAAACCCCCUUUUCCUGUGUGUGCAUUUUUUAAUUCUCUCAGUUUUCAAGUGACACUGGUAUAUUACCGUUCAUUCAACUGGGACUAUUAGAUACAGUUUCUACUAUAUAAUAACAUUAGGAUAUGUGAUAAUGCCUGUUCCGAAUUGCCCACGAGAUCCAUCAGGGAAAAACAUAACAUGUCCUCACCAACAGAGCAAUAUUUACUGCAGUUCUAUACACCAAGGGAUUGUGCAGGACUGUACAAAUAGCGACAUAGCGGGGGGAUGGGUGUCAUGUAUGGACAUCGAUCAAAGCUGUGGGAUUAAUGAUUACUGGAUUAACAAGGACAUUGUUUAUGUCAAGGACGGAUGCGGAGGCCGCAUUCACCUCUGCUACACAAGAGAUGCCCCCGCCACAGAAAUCAAAGACCGGACGAUGGAAUGUCGUCAUUGGAACUCCUCGUACAAAGUGUGCAAGGUGCAAGAUGCGCAGAAAGUACAGACCAUCGAGAAAAUCGCUCAGUUCCCGAUCACUUCCGGGUCACAGUGCAGCAGGGGAAUUGACUUCGGGAUCAUAGAGGAUUCCAUUUGGAUCAACAAUGGAUGCAAUGGAAUUUACAAAGUGGGAUACUAUACAGACAAACCAGCAAGUGUUAACCCGCCGACACCGGCGCCAAGUUCGACAACUCCUACCAUUGCAAAGACGACAAAAUUCCCGGGCGGAAACAUCCAGAAGAACGUCACCACCACCACGCCCAAAAGCAUUUGGGAUUUCACCCCGACCCCCAAAGUUGGCACCACCACCCCCACCGACCCAAUCACCCAAGCCCCCACGGGGAACAUCUGGAGUGACGGUUUGAUGGGGAUAACGGUGGGAAUUCUUUGCGGGGUUUUCCUGAUGUUUCUGCUGACCUGCCUCGCCAUCCUGUGGUUUGUUAGAAGGUACAGAGUAGAACGCCGGAUGUUGGACAACGAAAAGAAAACCAAGAAUACAUAUCAGAGAGAUGAAGCAUUCGUGGAUGAUGGGCGCCAUUAUGAAGAAAUUCAUCCCAGGGAAACUGCAUACGAAGCACAACCAUUCCUCUCAUCUCCUAACGGACUUCCGGGACAAAAACAGAUGAACGGGUCGUUUUCAGAGCCGAAUAAUAACCCUUCAAACAACCGUGUUCCUCCGCUGGGGGAGAACUAUUUCAUUCUGGAGCCGUCUCAAAGAGGGACAAAUGCACCUAGUCAAAACAUGAUCCCCAUGCAUCCGAGUGGCAUGGAAACUUAUCAUCCGAGUAUUCACGGAUUUAUUCCGUAUAUGCCCGGUCAUCAUUUUUUAGUUCAGGGACCGAGUCCCCAUCACCAAGCGGUGCAGUCACAACACCCAACGGUGCCCCCUGCUCAUCUCAUUCCACUGAGGGAGAAAUAUAUUAUUUCCGAUCAAAGAUCGUUGGAGUCUCCGACUGGAAUGGUGCGAUAUCCGGAUCGAAAUAACACGAUUGGGUCGUGCCAGGUGUCCGGGUUUCGUCACAGUCCAGUGAGUUUUACCCAGGACCGACCUGGUCAGUUUUCUCUUGAUCGCAGACAGAACAUGCCAUAUGUCCAACGAUCAACUAGUGUCUGUAGUCAAACGACGCUUCCCGAACAUGGCGGAGGCGGAGAGGAAGAGGGUUAUGACAGAAUAGAGGACUUCCGGCAGUCCAUUCGAGCACCCUCGGAGAAGAGCGGUACCGGUAGUCACCAUUAUGAUCAAGUGCAAUUGACAGAAUCCCCUUCACAUGGGAGUGAAAGUCGAUCUCAGUCCACGAAAUCCACACAGGACAGCUCCACUUCCUGUUAGCCUCUCUUUCGAUAUUUAACAUACAGUGACAUCUAGCGUUGUAUGCGUAAUUCCUUUUAAAAGGGACCAAUUUGAAACCCAAUCACGUGUGCUACAAGUUUAAUUUUUUGUGAUCUUGCCUUGACAUGAAGAUGGAAUUAUAUGAACUACAUGUAGCUAAUAUUUCGUUUACUUAAAUACAAUGAACUCGAAUUUUAACGAGUUAUCCCUUGAGUAGUUUACUCCCCAAAUGAAAUCCAGAUGAAAUGGUGCUUUUUGAUGUGAUUUUAGUUUUUAUUUAACAUUGGAGUUGUGUUGCCUUAACUUUUAUUUUCUCUUGUAUGAAUCUAAUUCGUUUGUCCCAUUUUUAUACUUCUACUAUAGACUAUUUAAUGUUUUAAAAUCGCAAACAAAGGAAUUUUCAUCAAUAAUUAAAAGAAAAUCAUGGUAUUUAAGAAAAAAUCUUUAGGGAGGGCUUUGAGAUUUUCUUUAACCUAGAACAACAUGCAUUUAUAUUGAUUGAACUUAUUCAGCAUUAUUAUUAUAGUGAGCAUUUAUUUAUUUAUAAUUGUUGAAACAUGAUUAUUAUUAUCAUCGUUGAAAUUUAUUUUGAUUUUUAGUUUGUUAUAAGCUUUAUAAAUUUACACACUUUUAUACAAUGAAACAAGUAAUCGUCUAUUCUAUAUGGCAUACCGGUAUAACAGCAUUUGUAUUACCAUAAAUAUUUUUAUUUUAUAAUGUUUUUAUCGAUUUUACAGCCAUUGCUUUAUCAUCCCAUCAUUGUCAAAAACUGCAAAAACGAGACAAUUUUCUAACCCCCCCCCCCUUUGCACAAUUAAACAAUGGGCACUUCUUGGUCAGAUCCAAUUUUUUGUUAGGUUGAAAUGAAAAAAAAUAUUUUGCUACAUAUAUUGUCCAUUCACAAAUUACCAUUAUACAGAUGAGUUUGAAUUCAAGUGUGUGCACACGUGUGUAAAUAUGUUUGGGCAUGUAUCUGUCUGAGUACAAGUGUGUGUGUUUGCGUACAUGUGAGAAUCGAUAGACGCCUUAACUAAAUACUUUCACAGAGACUAAUUAAUUAAGCGGAAAAAGUGAAAUGUGCAAUUUGAUUUUUGUUAUUGACUGACAGCUGAAAAACUAAACUUUUAAAAAAAAUGCAUAUAGUUGGUGAAUUAUCGGUGAAAAUGGUAAAUGAAACAUCCCUGUGUUAUAGUAUUAUUCAUUCUAUAGAGCAUUGGAAGUUUGCUUUUUGUCCCCUUAAUUUUUUUUUUGAGUUUCAGAAAAACAAAAAUAAGAAUGACCAAGUAUUACAUUUUCAUGUACUGGUACUGGGGUUAUCAAGUCAUACUGCAUUAAUUGUGUGAUGCCAAUAGAAUUUUAAAAUGUUCUGUAGAAAAAUAUUCCGCUGCAUUUUUUUACGCUUGUCAAUCUAAUUCAAUAGACCUAUUGACUGGGUCUAAUGUGUGUUUUUAUUUGUGAUACAUGCAUAAUACAAUAAAAGAAAUUUACACUUAAA